AUGAACAAGACCAAGGAAGCUUUUCAGAGCCCAGAGCUUUGGAGCCCAGGUCACACACAGAGCACCUCCUUGACCAGUGUGGCACCACCACCUGCAUUCAGCCAGCAGGCCACAGACAAAGCCCAGGAUGCAAUCCUUAUUGUGGUCCUCUUCAUCAUCAUGGUAUCUCUGGGGUGUUUGAUGGAGGCAGCCAAGAUCACAACUCACCUCAGGAAGCCCAAAGGCAUGGCAAUUGCUGCAAUGGCUCAGCACGGCACCAUGCCCUUGCCAGCAUUCAUAUCGGGCAAGCUCUUCCCGCUGGGUGCUACAGAAUCCCUGGCCAUCCUCAUCUGCGGCUGCUGCCCAGGGGAAAACCUCUCCAAUAUCUGGCACUAAGAUGGGACAUGAACCUCAGGAAAGGCAAGCCGAUCCUUUCUUCAUCCCAGCAUUGUAAUGACCACAUGCUCAACAGUCCUGGCAAUUGGACUAAUGCCUCUGCUUCUGUACCUUUACUCGAGAGGACUAUGUGAGGGUGAUUUGGAGGGCAAGGUACCCUACAAAGGAACAAUCACCUCCCUGGUCCUGGUGCUAAUCCCCUGUGCCAUCAGCAUCAUCCUGAAUGUGCAGAAACCACAGUACACUGGCUUUACUAUCAAGGCAGGGGUGGUUGUGGUUCUACUGUCAUCUGCUGCGAUAAUCGUUCUGUCUGUGGCCAAUGUGGGAAGCAGUAUCACAGUUGUCUUCUCACCAUCCCUCCUGGGAUCUUCUGCCUUGAUGCCUUUUAUUGGAUUCCUGCUGGGCUAUGUUCUCUUCGUGAUCUUCAAGCUUAAUGACGAGUGCAGGCAGACAGUGUGCAUGGAAACUGGCUGCCAGAACGUACAGCUUUGUUCGACUAUCCUCAAGGUCACCUUUGCCCCAGAAAUCAUUGCCCCAUACUUCUUCCCACUGCUCUACUUGCUCUUGCAGCUUGGAGAGGGACUUCUGCUGGUCCUGGUCUUCAGGAUCCACAACAGAAUAAAGAAACCAAAUGAGGUUAAAGCCCUCUUCUGCCCUGCCUCUGACGACCCAGCAUCUGAGCCACCAACCACCGUGACCGAAGCCCACCACCGCCCAGAGCCAACUGGUGCUAACCCCACUAGCAGCGUCCCACCCUGA
This is a messenger RNA of Phalacrocorax carbo (great cormorant), 1134 nucleotides long. NCBI's taxonomy places the organism in Eukaryota, Metazoa, Chordata, Aves, Suliformes, Phalacrocoracidae. The record is from RefSeq and is a predicted model, not a curated record.